CAAUAAAAAAGUUUGCGGACCUGCCGUAAACAGGAACAUGGGGGCAAGAAUAUUUAUGAAACAGUGCUGAUGGUUUGCAGAAAAAUCCUCUUACAUAUCGUAACGUGUAUGUAAUAACUCCUAACUGUGUUCUGAGCCUACUUAUUUAGAAAUUAUACGUACAGCGCAAAGUUGUUGAAAAACAAACAGCACGAUGACUCAUGAUGCCUACGAGAUGUGGAAGCCUCCCACAAAUUCUCCCAAUAAUAUGAAUAAUUUUCGGCUUCAUGUCAAUAAAAAAUUUAAGUUAUCUUUAGGGAAUUAUCAUGAAUUAUGGAAAUGGUCUGUGGAGGAAUAUGAUAAAUUUUGGGAAGAAUUCUGGUUCUUCUCAAAAUUAAAAUACUCAAAGAUAUAUUCCAUGGUAGUCGAUAAAAGCAAAAAUAUAUCAGAAAUACCACAAUGGUUUUGCAAUAGUCUGUUGAAUUACGCAGAAAAUCUGUUGCAAGGCAAAGAUGAUGACAUAGCUUUAUAUAUUGCAGCUGAACAAAGAAAAAUUUCGCAGAUCACUUUUGGAGAGCUCAAGAGAAAGGUUGCAAAGAUCGCAUCAGCUUUAAAAGCUUGUGGUGUGACAUCUGGUGAUCGAGUUGUAGGUUACAUACCCAAUUGUGCACUAGCUGUCGAAGCGUUACUGGCAACUGCAAGCAUUGGUGCUAUCUGGAGCUCCACAUCUCCUGAAUUUGGUGUAACUGGUGUAUUAGAUAGAUUUCAACAAAUCCAACCAAAAGUUAUUUUUUCUGUGGAUAGUGUGGUGUAUAAUGGUCGCACACAUGAUCACAUUGCAAAGUUAACAAAUGUUGUAAAUGGUCUACCUGAGCUAGAGAAAGUUAUUAUUCUUCCAUACACAAAAGAAGAGAAAGAAAUAGAUAUAUCACAUAUUCCUAAUAGCGUUUUUAUUAAAGACUUCUUAUCAUCAGCUACAAGUAACUGUUCACUUGAAUUCACUCCGGUAUCAUUUGAUCACCCGCUGUAUAUCAUGUAUUCAUCUGGAACAACUGGUCCUCCGAAAUGUAUGGUUCAUUCUGUUGGUGGUACACUGAUCCAGCAUUUGAAGGAACACAUUUUGCAUGGUAACAUGAACAGUAAAGAUAUUAUGUUGUAUUACACAACAACUGGUUGGAUGAUGUUUAACUGGCUAAUAUCUGUACUGGCGGUCGGUGGUUCGAUUGUUUUGUAUGACGGUUCACCUUUUGUUCCUUCAACGUCUGUGCUUUGGGAUUUAAUUGACCAGAUUGGUGUUACUAUUCUUGGUACUGGCGCACGGUGGAUAGAAGCUUUAGAAGAAAAAUCAGUUUAUCCAGUUCAAACACACCAACUGACGUCUCUACAUACAAUCUUAUCCACUGGAUCGCCUUUAAAACCAACCAGUUUUGAUUACGUAUACAAAUCAAUCAAGUCAGAUGUUUUGCUUGGCUCCAUUACAGGUGGUACUGACAUCAUAUCAUGCUUCGCUGGACAAAAUACAACUUUGCCUGUAUAUAGAGGAGAGAUCCAAUCACGAAAUCUUGGAAUGGCCGUUCAGAGUUUUAACGAUGAAGGUGUUGCAGUAUUUGACACAGCUGGUGAAUUGGUAUGCACGAAACCGUUCCCUUCAAUGCCAACAUCGUUUUGGAACGAUAAAGAUAGUUCCAAGUAUCAAAAAUCGUUUUUCCAAAAAUUUCCCGGUGUUUGGAGUCAUGGUGAUUAUUGCGAGAUCUCUUCAAAGACAGGCGGCGUUCUUAUGUUGGGAAGAAGCGAUGGUACUUUAAAUCCAAGUGGUGUAAGAUUUGGUAGCGCGGAAAUCUACAACAUCGUCAGUGCAACAAAUUUUUCGGAAAUAUCUGAUUCGUUGUGUGUUGGCCAGCAAACUAAACAUGGUGAGCGGGUUGUGCUGUUUUUAAAGAUGGUGGACGGUUACAAUUUGAAUGAUGACUUGGUAAAACGUAUUCGUAGUUCGAUUCGCCAACAGCUAUCAGCUCGCCAUGUUCCCGGAGUGAUUUUAAAAAUCAAUGAUAUUCCUUAUACGGCCAGCGGUAAAAAGGUUGAAGUAGCCGUAAAACGAAUUUUAAAUGGUGAAGAUAUUCAGCAGAGGGGAGCGUUUAUUAAUCCUGAAUCCUUGGAUUUAUAUUAUAAUAUUCCCGAACUUAAACAAACUUAAAUUUUGUUAAAAAUCCUUUUAAUUGUUGGCGUAACGUGAAUAAGGUGCUGUGCUUUCAACGGCAACAUCUGCAAAAUAAUUUUUUUCGUUCGAAAUAUAAUGUCAAUAAUUGUUCCUUCAGUCAGUUUCAUAUCAAAUUUAUGCCACAAUGGUAAGAGUUGAACUCUUCUUAUCAACGAAGAUAAUUUUUUUUUAAAUUUAAUUUUUACAGUCAGUAUUUAUUCAUAUACAAUAAACAAUAAUAAUAUACCAACCUGCAACCUGGAAAAAGUGGGACAAACAAAAUUAAUCGCAAAAAGGGUGCUUAAAAAUUACCCUACAAACCUUGCAUAUUAUUAUUAUUAUUAUUUAUUCGUAAGAAGAAGCCGUUAGGCUGAUUUUUUUUUAUAUCUUGUAGGCGUUUUUUGAAUGUGAUACUAAGUAUUUAUUAUAUUAUUUUUAUUUGGGGAAUAUAUUUUGCGUAAAAUCAAAAAUUAUAGAGCAUAAUUCGCCCCUUUUUUUACUUCUUCAACGAUUAAUAAAUACAUAAAUACUUUCAACAUUUUAAAACAAAAAAUCAAAUUUUUUUCAUGCUGAAUUUAUGAACACGUGGAGUAUAGAAAAAACAUAGUUUGCAACCCCGUUUUUGUUUAAUUUGUUUAGGACCCUUUCGUGCUACCAUUUUCAAUAAAUAAGUGAUUGAAAACGCGGGCAUAAAUGGACGAAUGUAUAAUCUUGUGUGGUGUUCUAAUAUUUUUGUAACGUUAUGUCAAGGGUUAUAAUCUCGAAAGGUUUUGGUUGGAAAGCAUGAUUUUCAAACACUGAGUCCUGUUAUCAUUAAGUACUUCAUGAAGCGAGCAAGCAUAAAGUUGUCUCAUUUAACAACUAUAUAAUCAGUUGUCGAUUCGAAAGUCUUUAAGAUCAAUCCGUUUAUUGUUCAUACCAUCACAUUUCCCUGUACAUGGCAGAAGAACUCACUUAUGCGAAUCAACAAGAAGUGGAUAUUGAAGACGCGUUUUGUGCGACGGGUACCUUCAUGAUUGUUGAUUUUCUGCUGUUAAGUGAAGAAGAGGGGCAGGUGGAAUGCGUCAAUGGAGGAAUAAAAUAAUUUAUAUAUCAACAGCACGAUCAAUCAUACUCGAUGUCAUGCUGCGGCUAUCUCGUAAUGAUUUCCGUUUCUUUAUUUCCUUCUUUGUUUGAGCCAAGAACGUACCAAGAAUAAUGCAUAAUACCGACAGUGCCGCCGUCACUGCCAUGGUAAUGUAAAAUGCGUCGCUUUUACUUGAGAACAGUGUGAACGUGGAUUCUCGGUUCAGCUCGUUUAUUGGUCUUCUUAAAAUCUACAAUUUAAAAAGAUGAGUAAUACCACACAUCCUAAUGAUUGUUCGUAUUCCGUCUCAUGAGAACCAAUCAAAAUAUAAGCAUAUACCGUAUCGGUUCAUAAUUUCGUCACGUUUUGUUUGAUGUUUUUAUGCCAGUCAUACUUUGGUAUGUUAAAAAAUAGCAGAAAUAUGUUUUUCAAAUAUUAUGUCAUUUAUAUUCAAAAGUUUGGACUUUUCAUGUUUUCCUUUUCUUAAAACCGUGUAUGUGAAGGUUUAAAAUUACUGCUGCAGCAUUUAGAA
Molecule: messenger RNA, 3774 nt
Organism: Hydractinia symbiolongicarpus
Lineage: Eukaryota; Metazoa; Cnidaria; Hydrozoa; Anthoathecata; Hydractiniidae
Product: acetoacetyl-CoA synthetase-like
Exons: 17
Coding region: 194-2173 (659 amino acids)
Biological process (GO): lipid metabolic process
Cellular component (GO): cytosol
Molecular function (GO): acetoacetate-CoA ligase activity
Source: RefSeq, a predicted model, not a curated record